Molecule: messenger RNA, 825 nt
Organism: Lithohypha guttulata
Lineage: Eukaryota; Fungi; Ascomycota; Eurotiomycetes; Chaetothyriales; Trichomeriaceae
Gene: RPN12
Product: regulatory particle non-ATPase
Exons: 2
Coding region: 1-825 (274 amino acids)
Biological process (GO): proteasome-mediated ubiquitin-dependent protein catabolic process
Cellular component (GO): cytosol; proteasome regulatory particle, lid subcomplex; proteasome regulatory particle
Source: RefSeq, a predicted model, not a curated record
AUGCCUUCAGCAGUUGGAGGGAUCUCGCUGGAACAAGUACAACACAAUCUACAACAAUGUCUGGCAAGGAAAGACGCAGCAGGCGCUCAAGCACAACUACAGAAAGCCAAAUUGAUACUGUUACAGCAGAAUUCUCUAGUACCAAGUGAGGGCGUCCCAGUAGGACAACUAAAGACAGCAAGAUCAGUGCUAGAAGUUGGGGCACUUUUGGCUAUACGCAGACGCGAUCCAGACUCCUUCGUUCGAUAUUACUCUCAAUUACAGCCUUUCUACGAGUUCUCGGGCCUGCAGUCUUCUCCUUCGCCGAACAAGUCACAGGUGACAGGACUGUAUUUGCUCCUGCUGUUGAGUCAGGGUGACUAUGCUGGUUUCCACACCCUGCUAGAGAGCUUGAUCGUGUCGGAAGGAAUCAAUGGCGGGAAGUCAGUGGAGGAUGACAUAUACAUCAAGUACCCUGUCGACCUGGAGAGGAGCCUGAUGGAGGGUAGCUAUGAUCAAGUGUGGCGCAAGACCAAUGGUAGAGAUGUGCCUGGGGAAGAAUUUGCUUUGUUCUCAGAGAUCCUCGUUCACACAAUCAGAUCCGAAAUUGCUUCGUGUGCAGCGCGAUCAUAUCCUUCACUGUCUAUUGCGUCGGCAAAGAACCUCCUCUUCCUCGACUCGGAAGGUGCCGUAUCCGAAUUUGCACAGGAGCAAGGAUGGAGUUUAGAGGAGGGACGGAUACACUUUCCAGGUUUACCUGAGGAGAAGAAGGGACAAGAAGGUGAUCAGAAAGAGGUUAUUAGUCAUAUGGUACAAUAUGCAAAAGACCUGGAAUCUAUUGUCUAG